AUGGUUUACCGAAUUGUGGUUGACAAGAAGGAAACAUACGGACUGUCCUCCUCAACAGUUGCAGAAGAGUCUGAGCCCAUUUCAGGUGUGCUACAAGGAGAUGACAUCCAGGCGCUUGCAAUUAAGGUGAAGGACCUGGAGAAACUCCAUGCUCCACACCCUUCCCAUGAUGCUGGGAGAAUUCCAGUGAGGAGGAAGUGCCUCGUUCAAAAACAUCAACCUAAAGAGACAAGGAGGGUGGCACAGAUCCUCGUGGCAUAUCCUGUGUUCCCAAAGGAACCCAGAGAGCUGCUGACUUUUUCUGGACAAGGACUGUUUGGUGAUGGCUGUCAAGAGAUUCUGCCCCAUCACAUUUUGGGAAAUAUUCAGGAGUUUGAGAGGAAAGCCUCGGCCAGAGGAAAUACUCAGGUUGCAGAUUUUGUAGAGGUUCCUCAUCCAGAUGGUACUGUAGUAGCUUUAAAAGAGGAACAUGAAGGAGAGAAGAAUGAAAAGGUUCAUCAGAUCCCACUAGUAGAACACAAGGCACUCCAGAACUGGCACCAUAAUAUGGCAAUCAGGAGAAUGCUGGGGAAAUACCUAGGAGAAAUUCUUCAGAGGCCGGAGAAUGAGUUGCUGAUGAAUGACUCUGAGGAUUACAGACAAACCCAGGAAGAACAUGACCAUGUUGACCGCCAUCUCCCCACCCAGCUUCCUGGAAAGGGCUUCCGAAGCGGCAGCGCCUUCUGGAGGCAGCCGGAGCGCAUCGGGGACGAGCUCACUGGCCUGACCGUGGCACUGCCUCGACGAGAGCACGGCUGCGCAGGGCCGCUCGCUCGCCUACAGCAGCCCCACGCUGUCCAGGUGGAAGCGGGUCUGAAGCUUCCAAAAAGGAUCCCUUUCCAUCUAACCCAGGAUAAGAGUCUUUUCUUGAAACAUCAACAACAGGAGCAAAAGUCUGUCCUAGAGGAGCUGGAUCCUUGUCAGCUGGAUCUGGAUGGGCUGGACAUGAUCAGUAAAGGGCGGCCUUUCACAUCCGGCUCAGCAGAUCCUUUUCCAGGUUCCACCACUUCUGAAGAGUCUGAGAUCCUUGACUCCUUAAGUGAUUCCCCCAGUGUGGUUCCAGAAGCAGUAUUGGGUCCAUCUUUAGAUUUCUGUGGCCAGCCUGCUCGUUGGAUCAACUGUGCCACUUCUUGCAAGGAUGAAAUUGGCAUUGCUGCCCAGCUCACCUUUGAGGCUGUGGCUGGUGAGAAGGUUGAAAGCUCUAUGAUCGUGAGCAAUGAUGGCACAGCUGCCAUCUGGUAUAACUGGGUGAGGCUUCCCCAGCAGAUUCCCUCCAGAGAAACCAAGGGGAAGAGGAUGCAGCGUUUCUACUUUGAUACCAGACCAGGUGUGAUUUUGCCUGGAGAAACCAGGAAGUUUUCUUAUCUUUUCAAGUCAGAAAGAGCAGGCAUUUUCAGUGAGUCCUGGGGGUUUAGGACACAUCCUGUGUUACUAGGAGGAGCUCUGCUGCAGGUGACCCUUUGGGGAAUUGCUGUGUGUGAAGAUAAAUUGGCUGACCUCAGAGAGAAACUGGAGAGUGACCUGGCUGCUCAAGCAGUUGCUGCUAUGGUAGAAAAGAGUCUGAAGGAACUUCUUGUCCAGAUUCGGACCCCUGAGCGCACCCCGUCUCCUGUAGGGGCAUGUGCAACAGAAGAAGAGUUGUUCCACCAGAAGAACCCCACGUUGCAUUAUCAGCAUCGAGUGGUAAAGCAGCUGCAUGAGCUGUGGAGACAGCACAUGACUUUUCCUCCAGCCUUUGAGGAGAAAGUGUCCUUGGACCAGAAGAGGACGGUGGAGGACAUGCAGUACCAGGAGAGUGCUUCAGAGGUUCUCCCUGCUCAGAGCAGUACCACAAAGGUCCCAGGCUGGAAGAAUGAGGAGGCUCCAAGUCAAAUGAUGAACACAGAGGAGGAAGAACCAGGCCUCGCAGAGUGGAACCUCUCAUUGGAGGACUUCAAGCAGGCUACAAAGUUGAUCUCCAGGGAAGAGCAGCGAGAAGAAGCAUUGUCCCAGCUCAGCGAGGCAGCACUGGAGACGUGUGUUGAACAGAGACCAACUCAGACAGACCUUUUGUACCAAACCUGUCUCCAGCUGUGGCGUGAAGCAGUUGAUGGUCUGGUGAGUCACUCCCUGAAGCUGAGAUCCCUGCGUGGCUUGCCUGAGAAGGACACCUAUGUAGAUGUUGUUCCAGAGGAAACAGUGGAAGUAAAGCAUCCUAUAAAAGGAGGAAAGGAAGAGAGAGAAAGCACUAGGAAAGAAGCAAGAACGUCAUUUGGUGGUAAGGAUAAAGAAGGCAGAAAAAGAACAAUGAAGACAGCAGGGAAAGAGGAAUGUCCAAGCAGCAGAAAGUUAAACGAAGAGAGGAAGCUAAAAUCUUCCACUUCAUUGGAGGAGGUGAAAGAGGGAACACGGCCCAUGGAGGCUGCCGCUACAGAUAGAGCAGAACCUCCUCGGGAGCAGGUGGACGCUGUUUUGUUUGGGACAUACCAGGCAAAGUUUUACAUUGAAGUGUACAGGCUGCUGGAUUCAACAGUGAGCAAAAUGGUGUCUUUAUUUGAGGAACUAAAGGAAAAAGGUGCUCUGAAGUGGGAGAAUGAAGCCCCUUCUAACUAG
Indicator indicator is the source of this 2631-nucleotide messenger RNA. It is a transcript of the gene MYCBPAP, whose product is annotated as MYCBP associated protein. The transcript has 19 exons. Lineage: Eukaryota; Metazoa; Chordata; Aves; Piciformes; Indicatoridae. The coding region runs from base 1 to 2631 and encodes 876 amino acids. The record is from RefSeq and is a predicted model, not a curated record.